AUGAGUAAGAUUGAUAUAUUCUUGCUUUCGGAUAGCUUCAUUGAUAAUUGCAAAGUAGCAGGGCAAAUCAUAGGUGGGAGAGACAUAUCCGAUCACGCGCCGAUUUGGAUUAAAGAUAAUAGGAAGGAUUGGGGUCCCAAAGCAUUUAAGUUCAACAAUUCUUGGUUGAAACAUAAAGACUUCAAUAAAUUCGUAGAGGAGGAGUGGUCAAAGAUUCAAGCGAAAGGGAAGGGUAAAAUUUCGGAGGAGGUGGUUAGAAAGAGGGCUAAGGUGGUGGAAUAUUUAAGGGUUAAUCUCAAUAAGAAAGAAGGUUUGCUUCGUUUAAAGUCUAGGAAACUUUGGCUUUCCGAAGGAGACCGCAACUCUCGUGUUUUCCAUAACUCCUUAGGAAGUAGAAAAGGAAGAAACUCGUUGUGUUCUCUUGAUUCCAAGAGGGGUAGAUUGGAGGAGGUUGCUGAAAUUAAAGACUUUAUUUUUGAGCACUUCAACCGCUUCUUCAAGGAGGCGGAGGUGUGUAGGCCGGAACCAAAGGAUCUUGGUUUGACUACUUUGUCUAGUUCAGAAAGAAUGGAGUUAGAUAAUCCAUUUUUUGAGUUGGAAGUGAAGGAGGCCAUUUAG
Messenger RNA from Vicia villosa (hairy vetch), 618 nucleotides. RefSeq lists its product as uncharacterized. Lineage: Eukaryota; Viridiplantae; Streptophyta; Magnoliopsida; Fabales; Fabaceae. The transcript is spliced from 2 exons. The coding region runs from base 1 to 618 and encodes 205 amino acids. The record is from RefSeq and is a predicted model, not a curated record.